AUGGCCAAUGAAGGAUGUAACAGCAGCAAGAGUAAAACUUUCAUGAGGAUGGGCAAUCUCUGGCCCAACCUGCUCUUUCUUCUCAAUCCUGGCUAUUCAUUUCCAGUUCUGAGCCUUUUACUGAGGGCUACCCAGAAGGAGCCAUAUGUCAUGAUGGGCCACAUCAACAGGAGUCACAAGUCAGCUCUGAGACUGAAUCAUAGGCUUUUUGCUGUCAAAUGUGGAGGCUGCUUCGAGGUCAUCGCACCCAAUGAGUUUGUGAUGCGUGCUCAAAAGAGUGUUUACCACCUGAGCUGCUUCUGCUGCUGUGUUUGUGAGCGCCAGCUUCAGAAGGGUGAUGAAUUUGUCCUGAAGGAGGGGCAGCUGCUCUGCAAAGGGGAUUAUGAAAAGGAACGGGAGCUUCUCAGCCUGGUGAGCCCAGCUGCUUCAGACUCUGGCAAAAGUGAUGAUGAAGAAAGUCUUUGCAAGUCAUCCCACGGGGCGGGGAAAGGAGCCACUGAGGAUGGCAAGGAUCACAAGCGCCCUAAACGUCCCAGAACCAUCUUGACAACUCAGCAGAGGAGAGCAUUCAAGGCCUCAUUUGAGGUUUCUUCCAAGCCCUGCCGAAAGGUGAGGGAGACGCUGGCUGCAGAGACAGGGCUGAGUGUUCGUGUGGUCCAGGUGUGGUUCCAGAACCAGAGAGCUAAGAUGAAGAAGCUGGCCAGGCGGCAGCAGCAACAGCAACAAGACCAGCAGAACACCCAGAGGCUGAGUUCUGCUCAGACAAAUGGUGGCAGCAGCGCUGGAAUGGAAGGGAUCAUGAACCCCUAUACAGCUCUGCCCACCCCACAGCAGCUCCUGGCCAUCGAGCAGAGUGUCUACAGCUCCGAUCCCUUCCGGCAAGGGCUCACCCCACCCCAGAUGCCUGGAGAUCACAUGCACCCCUAUGGUGCGGAGCCCCUUUUCCAUGACCUGGAUAGUGACGACACUUCCCUCAGUAACCUGGGUGACUGUUUCCUAGCAACCUCAGAAGCUGGUCCCCUGCAGUCCAGAGUGGGAAACCCUAUUGACCACCUGUACUCCAUGCAGAAUUCUUAUUUCACCUCUUGA
Messenger RNA from Perognathus longimembris pacificus (Pacific pocket mouse), 1089 nucleotides. RefSeq names its product LIM homeobox transcription factor 1 alpha (gene Lmx1a). Bases 1 to 1089 code for a protein of 362 amino acids. The record is from RefSeq and is a predicted model, not a curated record. Gene Ontology annotation, biological process: regulation of transcription by RNA polymerase II; neuron differentiation. The transcript has 8 exons. Gene Ontology annotation, cellular component: nucleus. Gene Ontology annotation, molecular function: RNA polymerase II transcription regulatory region sequence-specific DNA binding; DNA-binding transcription factor activity, RNA polymerase II-specific. Lineage: Eukaryota; Metazoa; Chordata; Mammalia; Rodentia; Heteromyidae.